Penicillium brasilianum is the source of this 1004-nucleotide messenger RNA. The record is from the annotation of a GenBank genome assembly. NCBI's taxonomy places the organism in Eukaryota, Fungi, Ascomycota, Eurotiomycetes, Eurotiales, Aspergillaceae.
CGGCGCAACACUUAAUCACCAGCGACGAUGGUCCGACUCACUGCGACGGCGCGCAUAGCUGCGGCCCUCGAAGCUGUACCUGAUUCACAGCGAUCAGAGCUCGGCCUCCCCUCGACACUACAACCGCACGAGCCGAUUACACACGAGCAGCUCCUCCGUCUUGCAAAGUAUCUCCAGAAUGACGCCGCAUAUCAAGCCACUUGCACCACCACCGACAAUCCCUCGACAGUACUCAACACAUUACUGCAAGGGACGAAAGUCUACGUCCCCCCACCCCCAAAGAAACCCGAACCCAGCCCCGAAUACCUCGCCUCAAAGGCACACCUCCUCGCCGAAGCCGAAAAAGCAGCCUAUCAGCGCCUCCUCAAUCCAAACUACACACCAAAUCUAGACUACGCCGACCCCCACGCCUCCUCGUCCGUAGCCGAAGAAGACACCCUGACGCCUAGCCUAGUCUUCAACAUCUUCCUCUCCGUGGUCAUAACCGGGUUCAGCGUAUACUGGGCACUCACGAAAUUCACGAUGCCUGCUAUCCUGGCACGAACAUUCUCUUCGUGGACGGGGCCGGCGAUACAAGAUAAUGACGAAGGGACCGGGGGAGCGUCGGAUGCGGUGCGCGUGCUGAUAUCUUUCUUUGCGGCCUUGUCUGUGGCUGUUGCGGAGGCGUUUUUGUACGGGGCUUAUCUGGAGAAGGUCUCUAGGGCGAGGGCGAGGGAGGGGAGGAUCAAGGAGAGGAAGGUUUUCGUUGGAGAGGUUGAGGGUGAAAGCGAGACUAAGAAGGGAGGGGAGGAUGUGGAUGUCCAUGUGAGUUUGAAUGUGGAUGAGAAGGAGGAGAUUUGGGGGAAGGGAGUUAAUGGGGGAGUGAGGAGAAGAGUACGAGAGAAGUGGGAGAAAGAGAGCGCGAAAGAGAAUAAAGGAUGAUUGAUCCUUUUCUACUUUUUUCGAGGACUUGUAUACUAAAUAGAAGAUAGUCUAUCAUACCGAAGCACUGUUUAACAUAUCAA